AAGUGUCUUCUGGUUUAUUGAAACUGGAACCGGAAAAUGAUAUUUGUAAAAAUAAAUACAUUUAUUCCAUCACAAACAAUAACAUGGAUUAAAUAGUGUUUAUUGUUUACAUUGAAUUAAUUUUGCUAUCAAUAUGCUCGGCUGUAUUUGGAUGUUCCUCAGCAUUAUUAAAUAAGGAAUCAUGUUAUUCUUCAAUCGAUAACAAUUAGCUGAACUAUGGUACCCACAGCUGGUUAACAAAACAUUCCGAUAUGCAGCAUUUGGGGUGUGCGUCGAAUAUUAUGACUGGAUAAAACCGAUAAUUUAUACAAGGAAGAAAAAUGUCGAGAUCGGGCAAAAUGUAUUCACGCAGAGCCGGGAGAUCUAGUCAUAACUUAGGGCACCUUGUCAAGAGUUCCAUAGCAUUUUUAUUUAUAUGCUUACCAUGCAUUUACUGUCAGGCAGAAAAAAUGUACAUCGACGUGACUACACUCAACCUACUCGUUGAAGAAACACAUUUAUUGAAACUUGUACAAAUCGGCGAAUACAACGUAACAUUAACAGUCACGCCGCAAAUACAGCACCCGGACAUAGUACAAUUCAUGCCGCCAUACAUUUCGAUACCGGGUUCAGAACAACCGAACCAAACGGUGGAGCUAGUAUAUGAUAUAUGCGCUUAUGGCAGGAGUCCAGGACAUUCAGAAGUGGCUUUUAAUGCUACGCCGAGCGGUAUUAUCAACCUAGAUUCAAUGUACAUGCGUAUAACAGUGAUGCACUCUAACGCCAUCUACGUGAUUUCUUACAUAAUGGGUUGGAUCUACUUCGUCGCUUGGUCGGUGUCAUUCUACCCGCAAAUUUAUAUCAAUUUUAGAAGGAAAAGCGUAGUGGGAUUGAAUUUUGAUUUCCUCGCACUGAAUCUCAUGGGCUUCACUAUGUAUUCGAUGUUCAAUUGUGCGCUGUUCUAUUCGAAGGUUAUACAGGAAGAAUAUUUCAGCCGUCACCCCCGUAGUUUGAACCCGGUGCAACUGAACGAUGUCUUCUUUUCCCUCCACGCUGUGUUCGCGACACUCAUCACUAUCAUUCAAUGCUGCAUUUAUGAGCGCGACCAACAACGCGUGUCUCUCACGGGGCGCGGCAUUCUUUCCGGUUUCGUAUGUGUGGUCAUCGUCACCUCCAGUCUGGCUGCGGCUGAUAUGAUCAAAUGGCUCGACUUUCUGUAUUACUGCAGCUAUAUCAAACUGUGCAUCACGCUUAUUAAGUACAUACCGCAGGCGUACAUGAACUACAAGCGCAAAUCAACCGUUGGCUGGAGUAUAGGCAACGUGUUCCUAGACUUCGUCGGCGGUUUCUUCUCCAUACUGCAAAUGACAUUAAACGCAUACAACUAUAAUGAUUGGAUUUCCUUCUUUGGUGAUGCGACGAAAUUCGGUCUUGGCCUCUUCAGUCUGGUGUUUGAUAUAUUCUUCAUAUUGCAACACUAUGUUUUCUACAGGGAGGCCCGCUACAUAUUACUACCAGGGACAUCAUACGCGGCAGAAGAUUUGGAAGAAAAUGACGAAGGGUACAAUGACCAAGAGUCAGAACCGUAUCAAGGAGCUCCGGCUUAGCAAAUGAGGCGUGUAACGAGAAAUAUACUGCUCUUGGUUAUUUCGACCAAUGAAGUUAAAAAACAAGGGAUAGUAAAAGAAAAGUGUAAGGAGAUGUGAACUUGAAUGGUUUGAUUGAAGUCCAGUUAUGUUCGAUUAGGUUCGCAUCCUUGUAAGGUUCCUUGAUAAAGUGAUUUGGUCAACGAGAAUCCUCUGUGUCUGGAUCGUGAUGGGUGAUGAUUGUGGGAGUCCUUGAGAUGGUGUAAUUUGGGAACCCUCUGUGUAUAGAAAGGAAUCCGUUGAUGAUAAUCAUUUGUAUUCAUUGACUUUGUUACUUGUUACGGAUGAUCUCGAUUUGAUUUUGGAUAUAGUAAUGUUCAAAGAGAAAGAAAGAAGCGGAAAGACAUAGCUGACAGAUGCCGCUCUAAAUGAAAGAAUGAAAUGAAAAUGGCUGCUAUAAAUGAAAGUGCCUAAACAGUUUAUAUGAGACAAAAAUAUGAAGAAAAGUGCUGAACUAAAACAUGAUAAAUUAUGUAGGUAUAUAAAAAGUGAAAUGACAAUAGUUACAUUAUGUGCUUCAUAUAAAUGUAUUUUGAAGAUUAACUGUGAUAGUGUAGUGACACGGAAAUGGAAAAGUUCGAGCGAAAAAAAACAAUUCAAAUGUGCUCAAAAUAUAGUAAUUAUAUAAAGG
Colias croceus (clouded yellow) is the source of this 2256-nucleotide messenger RNA. It is a transcript of the gene Ctns, whose product is annotated as cystinosin homolog. The record is from RefSeq and is a predicted model, not a curated record. Lineage: Eukaryota; Metazoa; Arthropoda; Insecta; Lepidoptera; Pieridae. The transcript has 10 exons. Bases 321 to 1586 code for a protein of 421 amino acids. Gene Ontology annotation, cellular component: lysosomal membrane. Gene Ontology annotation, molecular function: L-cystine transmembrane transporter activity. Gene Ontology annotation, biological process: L-cystine transport.